Molecule: messenger RNA, 1089 nt
Organism: Acytostelium subglobosum LB1
Lineage: Eukaryota; Evosea; Eumycetozoa; Acytosteliales; Acytosteliaceae
Exons: 3
Coding region: 1-1089 (362 amino acids)
Source: RefSeq, a predicted model, not a curated record
AUGUCCAUUACACCAGAUUCAUUGACAGGCAAUCCCAGUUGGGAUGUAGUAGUAUGGGUAUUCUAUGUACUUCGUCUUACAAUUCUGGCCACUCAAGAGAUAGUAUGUGUACCACAGAUGAUAAUGGAUGCUCAAUACUUCCGUCAAAAGAAGAAGGCACCCAAUGCGCGUUGGUACACUCUAUUUGGUCUAUGUUGUUUCCCACUAUUCCGUUUCUCUUAUAUUAUAUUCAUCUUGGUCGAUCAUAGAUAUGACUAUGGACACUAUGGAGUCCUUGUUUGUUCACUUGGAUCAACUUUCUUCCAGUUCUUUAUUUAUAUCUUUGUGAUUUGUUUCUGGAUGAUGUUACUGUACACUUACUUCAUAUCGGAGAAGAUUAGAUUGGAGAAUGCCAAGAGAUGCUGGAGGUUCUCGUGGGGCCUCAUUGCAUUCGCCGCAGCAUUCCACAUCAGUUACUUGAUCAUGUCACCAUUUGUCAAAUUCAAGAUUCUGGACGUUUACUACACAGCUGCAUUCGUAUUCAUGAUGCUGCUGGGUGGCCUGCUGAUCCUGAUCAACGGCCCCAUCCUCAUGAGCCGACUGAAGAAGCAUCAGUCCGAGGUGCAGGGCGCACAGAAUGGCGGCGACAAGAUCGAAGUGAUGAUCAAGAAGAUCAAGUACCUGUCGUACGUGGUGGCCUUGUCCGUCGUGGUGAUCGUCAUUCGUAACCUGGUGCUGUACAUCAAGCCCGUUCCCGACGACAGCAACAUCAAGCACGUAUCAUCAUUCCUCAUCUUUUUGGCCGAGACGCUCACCGAGGGCGCCGUCAUGCUGGCCAUUGCCGAUCGUCCACUCAACUACUUCCGCUUCAAGAGCAUCAUCUCGAGCAGGAAGUUUGGUGACGUCAGCUUCCAGCCGAGCCAGAUCUCUGGCAACUCGUCCAAGGGCAUGCAGACUGCCCUAGACCUCGGCGACUUUGACGACUCUAGCAACAACAGCGGCAGCGCGAGCCCACAACCCAACUCGGUCAGUAUGGACACCUUCUCCGUCGAGGUCAAGGACGAGAGCACUGGAAGCGGAGUCAUCAUCGAACAUGAACUAGAACAAUAA